GUACCUGUUUCAGCCUACCACUAUAUUAGAGUACCUGUUUCAGCCUACCACUCUAUUAGAGUACCUGUUUCCGCCUACCACUCUAUUAGAGUACCUGUUUCAGCCUACCACUCUAUUAGAGUACCUGUUUCAGCCUACCACUAUAUGAGAAUACCUGUUUCAGCCUACCACUAUAUUAGAAUACCUGUUUCAGACUACCACUCUAUUAGAGUAUCUGUUUCAGCCUACCACUCUAUUAGAGUACCUGUUUCAGCCUACCACUAUAUUAGAAUACCUGUUUCAGCCUACCACUCUAUUAGAGUACCUGUUUCAGCCUACCACUAUAUUAGAAUACCUGUUUCAGCCUACCACUAUAUUAGAAUACCUGUUUCAGACUACCACUUUAUUAGAGUACCUGUUUCAGUCUACCACUCUAUGAGAGUACCUGUUUCAGCCUACCACUAUAUGUGA
Messenger RNA from Lottia gigantea (owl limpet), 450 nucleotides. RefSeq lists its product as hypothetical. The transcript has a single exon. Lineage: Eukaryota; Metazoa; Mollusca; Gastropoda; Lottiidae. The record is from RefSeq and is a predicted model, not a curated record. The annotation marks the transcript as partial.